AUGGUUAGAUUCGAACGUCAAUCAAUCACAAAAAGAUUAUUAUUUACUGAUUUGAACGAAUGUUAUGAUUUCAUUGAAAAAACAAGAGAUGAACAAAUAUUUAUUAUUGUAUCUGGAAAACUCGGAGAAAAAUUAGUACCACUUGUUCAUAAAUUUGUUCGACUCGAUUCUACUUAUGUAUUUUAUGGACAACCAUCACUUCACAGAUGGACACAACAAUGGAAAAAGAUAAAACUUGUUACUAAUCAAAUUGAACCUAUUUGUCAAUCACUUGUAAGGGAUCCUGCACAAUGUGAACAAGAUUUGACCCCAACUAGUAUUCUAUCGUUGAAUAAUUCUUCGAAUCCGGAUUUGCAACAAGUUAAUUCAUCAUUUAUGUAUUCACAACUAAUAAAAGACAUUCUAUUGGAAAUAAUCUAUGGUGAACCAGCGAAUCCGAUCGCAUGGGGCUCAUUUAUCGUUUAUCGAGGUCAACGAAUGCUUGAUGAUACAUUUAUUGGACUAAGAAAUAAUAUUGGUGGUAUAUUUACAUUCAAUAAUUUCCUUUCUACUACUGAUGACUGGAAUGUCGCGAUGAAAUUUGCACAAAGAUCUACAGAUCAAGAUGGUAAAACUUCUGUUCUAUUUGAAGUAGAAGUUGAUCGAACUGUAAUAACAACUCCAUUUGCUUCAUUAAAUGAUAUUAGUUAUUAUAAUGAAAGAGAAAAAGAAAUUCUUUUUUCGAUGCAUACCGUUUUUCGAAUCGUUCAAGUCAAAGAAAACAAUGAUCAUAUAUGGAAAGUUAGCUUGAAAUCGGUGAGCAAUAACGAUUUACAAAUUAUACAAUUAACUGAACAGAUAAGACGAGAAAUUGGGGAAGGAAGUGCGAUCGAUCGAUCAGGUCGAUUAAUGAUUACAUUAGGCGAACUUGACAAAGUCGAAGCAAUGUAUCAACUAUUACUUGAUUCAACACAUAAUAAUGAUGAAAAAACAAUUGCUUCAAUAUAUAAUCAAUUGGGAUAUAUUAAAUAUAAACAAGGAAAUGAUCUGGAAGCUCAAACAUUCUAUGAAAAAACACUUAAAAUCUAUAAACAAAUUCUUCCAGCAAAUCAUCCUUGGUUGGCUACCGCUUACAAAAAUAUUGGUCUUGCCCAAAUAUCUAUGGGAGAACACAUGGCUGGACUUAAUAAUCUUCAAAAAGCUAUGAAUAUACGAAAAGAAGUACUUCCAUCUAAUCAUCCAUCGAUAGCUUCUAUAUUCAGCACCAUUGGUGAAGUAUAUCAAGAAGCAGAAGACUACUCGACUGCCCUCACCUUCUAUCGUGAAGCAUUAGAUAUUGAAAACAAAGCUUCUCAUGUUAAUUAUUCAAGCUUAGCUAUGACUUAUUACAAAAUGUCGAGAAUAUUGAGUAAGCUCCAACAAUAUGAUCAAGCCCUGAUAUGUGCUGAACUUGCUGUUCAAUCAAAUCAAAAGUCUUCGACACCAAAUAAUAAAGAUACAAUAAAGUUUAAAGAAAAUUUCGAUCAACUUCAAACGAAACUAUCAUGA
Messenger RNA from Rotaria sp. Silwood1, 1527 nucleotides. NCBI's taxonomy places the organism in Eukaryota, Metazoa, Rotifera, Eurotatoria, Philodinida, Philodinidae. The record is from the annotation of a GenBank genome assembly.